Molecule: messenger RNA, 795 nt
Organism: Lathyrus sativus (Indian pea)
Lineage: Eukaryota; Viridiplantae; Streptophyta; Magnoliopsida; Fabales; Fabaceae
Source: the annotation of a GenBank genome assembly
AUGUUACUCACUCAUCACCUUCAUCUCCCUUUCACUCAUUCACUCUUCACCACCCCCUUCCGCCCCUUGCACCUCACCACUCCAAUCCUCAACCUCAAACCACCAUCCAUACCCCCCAGGUUUACUUCCUUCACCGUCCACGCCGAUUCAUAUCGCUCCCAAUCCCAACCUUCCAUCCCCAACCAUGUCGUAGCCAAUUCCACGAUCGACUCCUUCCUUUCGCUUCUCGAAUUCCUGUGCCUUCUCGCUUCGCUCAUUGUGUCGGCUAACGUCGCCGUGAUUGCGGUUUGGAAGAAGGAGUUGUAUGAAGCGAUAGGUAACAGAGUUGCUCCGUGGAGUAUGUUGUUGUUGGUGGUUGGUGUUUUUACUGGCGCGUUGAUUAGGAGAAGGAGAAGGAGGGAUAUUAUGAUCGGUGGAGUUCCGGCGUCGGAGGUGACAUUGUUGCCGAGGAUUCAGAAAUUGGAAGGGGAUUUGGCUAGGUCUGCCAAUGUUAUUAGGGUUUUGUCUAGGCAGCUUGAGAAAUUGGGGAUGAGGUUUCAAGUCACUAGGAAGAAUUUGAAGGAACCCAUAAAUGAGACUGCUUCUCUCGCACAGAAGAAUUCCCAGGCUGCAACAGUAUUAGCCAUGCAAUCAGACGUUUUGCAGAAGGAGGUCGAGGAAAUUCAAGAAGUUUUACUAGCAAUGCAGGAACAACAGCAAAAACAACUCGAUCUCAUUCUUGCAAUUGUGAAGCCUGCUAAGCCAUGGGAAAGCAAGGGAAUUAAUGAGGUGAAUCAGGAGGUCCACCAAAUUUAA